Molecule: messenger RNA, 1900 nt
Organism: Myxocyprinus asiaticus (Chinese sucker)
Lineage: Eukaryota; Metazoa; Chordata; Actinopteri; Cypriniformes; Catostomidae
Product: tubulin alpha-1A chain-like
Exons: 4
Coding region: 49-1404 (451 amino acids)
Biological process (GO): mitotic cell cycle; microtubule cytoskeleton organization
Cellular component (GO): microtubule; cytoplasm
Molecular function (GO): GTP binding; structural constituent of cytoskeleton
Source: RefSeq, a predicted model, not a curated record
AAGAUUUCUCACCCGAACUCCUGACGUCGGCCAGAGGAAACUUCUACAAUGCGUGAGUGCAUUUCAGUCCAUGUCGGCCAGGCAGGUGUACAAAUGGGCAAUGCAUGCUGGGAGUUGUAUUGCCUGGAGCAUGGGAUCCAGCCGGAUGGUCAGAUGCCAAGUGAUAAAACUAUCGGAGGGGGAGACGACUCCUUCAACACCUUCUUCAGUGAAACCGGAGCCGGAAAACAUGUUCCUAGAGCUGUCUUUGUUGACCUGGAGCCCACUGUCAUUGAUGAGGUACGCACAGGUACCUACCGCCAACUGUUCCACCCUGAGCAGCUGAUCACUGGUAAGGAAGACGCUGCCAACAAUUAUGCCCGUGGGCAUUACACCAUUGGCAAGGAGAUCAUUGACCUUGUGCUGGACAGGACUCGCAAACUGGCUGAUCAGUGCACUGGGCUUCAGGGCUUCUUGAUCUUCCACAGUUUUGGUGGUGGCACUGGCUCUGGCUUCACAUCCCUGCUCAUGGAACGACUCUCUGUUGACUACGGGAAGAAGUCGAAACUUGAAUUUGCCAUUUAUCCAGCUCCUCAAGUCUCAACUGCAGUGGUAGAGCCCUACAACUCCAUCCUUACCACCCACACCACACUAGAGCACUCUGACUGUGCCUUCAUGGUGGACAACGAGGCCAUCUAUGAUAUCUGCCGCAGAAACCUUGACAUCGAGCGCCCCACCUACACAAACCUCAACAGGCUGAUCGGGCAGAUUGUGUCCUCCAUCACAGCAUCUCUGCGUUUUGAUGGAGCCCUGAAUGUAGAUCUAACUGAGUUCCAAACCAAUCUGGUGCCCUACCCCCGUAUCCACUUUCCUCUGGCCACCUAUGCCCCAGUGAUCUCUGCAGAGAAAGCAUACCAUGAGCAGCUAUCUGUUGCCGAGAUCACCAAUGCUUGCUUCGAGCCAGCCAAUCAGAUGGUGAAGUGCGACCCUCGUCAUGGCAAGUACAUGGCAUGCUGUCUACUGUACCGUGGCGAUGUCGUACCCAAAGAUGUCAACUCUGCCAUCGCCACCAUCAAGACAAAGCGUACCAUCCAAUUUGUGGACUGGUGUCCCACUGGCUUCAAGGUGGGCAUCAACUACCAGCCCCCAACUGUGGUUCCUGGAGGAGAUCUGGCUAAAGUGCAGCGAGCCGUGUGUAUGCUGAGCAACACUACAGCCAUUGCUGAAGCUUGGGCCCGUCUGGAUCACAAAUUUGAUCUGAUGUACGCCAAGAGGGCUUUUGUCCACUGGUAUGUGGGUGAAGGUAUGGAGGAGGGCGAGUUCUCAGAGGCCAGAGAAGACAUGGCUGCCCUAGAAAAGGAUUAUGAAGAGGUGGGCACAGACAGUGUCGGAGAAGAGGGGGAGGAGGAAGGGGAGGAGUACUAAAGAAAUCCCUGAAAAGAUAUGGCAAGAAACACCACAGAUACAGUAUUUUCAGAUUAACAAAAUAUUGUUUUAAGUUUCCAGUGUUUAUUUGAAAGCUGUAUUUGACACGAAUGCCAUGUGUUAUUUUUAUGUCCAUGUUUUCCUGAUAUUGCGUUUUGAUUUGAAGGUUGCUUUUGUUUGUUUAAUCCAUGAGUAUGAACAAAUCUUCCACAAAAACAAAUCUUCCCUAAGCACAUGUGACAGACCACAAGGGUUAAAGCAUUAUCUUCUAAAUACCUAAAACUAUUUUACCUGUUUAUCUGUUUCACGGAAUUGGUUGUACACUUGGCUAAAAGAUUACAUUAAAAAAAUGGUCAUCAGCUAAUAAAAUAAACAUUAAUGCAAACACGAUAACAAGCAGCAGUGUUGUAGACAGUGCUAACUACUAAAGUGAAAAAAGCUUUUGUUUCUCAGUUUAACUGUUCUGGGGUAAGAAUAAAAGAUUGGGUGUUGCUGA